UGAAGUAGAUCAUAUGAAAUCCCACACCCACAUGCCUUCACAACAAGCCCAGCAAACCUCCAUGGAUUACCUCCUUCUUCUUCAGCCCAUCCUCGCAAUCUUCUUCGCUCUCUUCCUUCACCAGAUAUGGCUCAAAAUCAAGAAAAGUAAGAAUACAUAUGCCAAGGAAGCACCUGAACCAGGCCGAGCUAUUCCAGUGAUUGGCCACCUCCACCUCCUCUCGGGCAGCAAGCUCCUGCACCACAAGCUGGCUGAGAUGGCCGAUGUGUACGGACCUGCCUUCACACUCAGACUAGGCCGGCGUCGUACGCUGGUGAUUAGCAACUGGGAACUGGCCAAGGAAUGCUUCACCACCAACGACAAGAACUUCGCAAACCGCCCCCGCGACUCUGCAGCAAAACUGUUGGGUUACGACUUGGCUAUGAUCGGUUUUGCCCCUUAUGGUCCAUACUGGAGAGAAACUCGAAGAAUUGCGACUCUACAACUCCUCUCUAAUCGUCGACUUGAAUCCCUCAAACAUGUUCGAUCCUCUGAGGUGGACGCCAGCAUAAGGGAAAUAUAUGAGCUUUGGAAAGAGAAGGAGCGGAGGGCAGUGGAAGUGAACAUUCAGCAAAAGCUGCUCGAUCUGACUUUCUCCACAGUGGUGAGAAUGGUCGCGGGGAAAAGAUUUCUGAGGGAUGGAGAGGAUAACGAAGAGGGGAAACGAUUCAGAGAGUUGAUAGAGGAGCAAUUCUAUCUGGCUGGGACAUCAGUUGUGUCCGAUGCCGUCCCUAUCCUUGAGUGGGUUGAUUUUCAAGGAACUUUGAAAUCAAUGAGACGUGUUGCUAAAGAGGUUGGUGAGAUAGUGGAGGGCUGGGUCUCUGAGCAUCGCAGGAAAAGAGCAACUGGUGAGACUGAGGCAGCACAGGACUUCAUAGAUGUCCUGUUGUCCCUUGUGGAGGAUGGGAGCUACUCUUCAUCCAUCGAUCCAGCCAUUUUCAUCAAGGCCAACGUCGUGAACUUAGUAGCAGCUGCAACAGACACGACGGCAAUUACAAUGACAUGGGCACUCUCUCUCCUCCUCAACAAUCGCCACGCAUUAAGGAGGGCCCAAGCUGAGCUGGACCUCCACGUAGGCAAGGACCGAAACGUGGACGAAUCAGAUGUCAAGAACCUCACCUUCCUCGACGCCAUAGUUAAAGAAACUCUACGACUCUACCCGGCGGGCCCACUCCUGGUCCCGCAUGAAGCUAUCCAAGAUUGCCAUGUGGGAGGAUUUAAUGUAUAUGCCGGGACCCGACUCGUGGUCAACGCAUGGAAAUUACAAAGGGAUCCACGUGUAUGGUCUGAUCCCGAACGUUUCGAUCCGGAUCGGUUCUUAACGAGCCAUGUGGACAUAGACGUAUGGGGAAAAAAUUACGAGUUUAUACCCUUUGGGUCAGGGCGUAGGUCUUGCCCUGGAAUUUCUUUUGCUUUGCACCUGUUGAGUCUAACUCUUGCACGUUUCCUACACGCUUUUGAAUGGGAUACACCUUUCGGUGAAUGUGUUGAUAUGACGGAAGGGUUUGGCCUCACUCUUGCCAAAGCUACUCCACUUCGUGUUGUAUUGACUCCUCGUCUACCUUCUCAUCUCUAUCAAUAAAAUGACAGAGAUGGAGGUCUGCUUUUCUUAUUGAUGAGCUCAUUUUGAAGCCAUUCAAGACUGCCACGUUGGAGGAUUUAAUGUCGAUGGUGGGACCCGUCUACUUGUCAAUGCGUGGAAGUUACAGAGGGAUCCACGUGUAUGGUCAGAUCCAGAACGUUUCGAUCCGAAUCGAUUCUUAACGAGCCAUGUGGGCAUAGAUAUAUGGGGAAACAAUUACGAGUUUAUACCCUUUGGGUCAGGGCGUAGGUCUUGCCCUGGAAUUUCUUUUGCUUGGCACGUGUUGAGUCUCACUCUUGCACGUUUAUUACACGCUUUUGAAUGGGAGACACCUUUCGGUGAAUGUGUUGAUAUGAGAGAAGGGUUUGGCCUCAAUCUUGCCAAAGCUACUCCACUUCGUGUUUUAUUAACUCCUCGUCUGCCUUCUCAUCUCUAUGAGUAAAAACGAGAGAGAGAACGAGGUUUACUUUUGUUUUUGAUGAGCAUGUAUCUUAGUAUGUGGAGUAGGGUAGAUGGGUUUGUAGUCAUGAUCUUGUAUCUCUUUUUAUGGACUAUGUUCGACGGUUUAGAAUGUUG
Molecule: messenger RNA, 2197 nt
Organism: Amborella trichopoda
Lineage: Eukaryota; Viridiplantae; Streptophyta; Magnoliopsida; Amborellales; Amborellaceae
Source: RefSeq, a predicted model, not a curated record